UGAAAAUCCAAUCCCAAAGAAAGAAUAAAGAUAGGGUAAAUCACCACCAGGGAGGAACUUAGUAUCCCAUUUUUCACAGGCUGACUAGUCUUGCUACUUUUCUUCUUGCCUUCAACCAUUUUUGGAUAUUAUUCAUGGAUAAAUUAUCCCUCCAUGCAAACAGGCUCAGGAUUUGUUAUACUUCAAUUCAGGAGCAUGGAACUUUAUGUGGUUGUUAUAGUGACAGAAACUAUAUCAUUGCAUUCCUUUCGGCUGGCCAAAGGGAAACGGAUGUUAGUAGGAGGGAGGCUUCUCUUGCCGCUACCGUACUCAUUUAUCAUUGCUGCCUGCUGCAACCGUCCACUGUGGCUGCUGCCUGCCGCUCCAAAACCUGACCGGCCUCCUCCUCCGCGGCGUUAGCCUUGUGUUCUUGGAGCUUUCUUUUCCUCGUUUUCUUCUCUUACGACAAGAAAGCCGAACGCGCAAGGGAGAGAUCGAUCGAUCUAUCGAUCGACGAUGGGCGGAGGCAACGCUCAGAAGUCCAAGAUGGCGCGGGAGAAGAACAUGGACAAGAAUAAGGCCUCCAAGGGGAGCCAGCUGGAAUCCAACAAGAAAGCCAUGACCAUCCAGUGCAAGGUGUGUAUGCAGGCAUUCAUGUGUACCACAUCGGAAGUUAAGUGCAGAGAGCAUGCUGAAGCAAAACAUCCAAAGUCAGAUCUGUACCACUGUUUCCCCCACCUCAGAAAAUAGAGAUUGGACACUGAUGUUUCUAUGUGGACCAAAGCUUGGCGGGAAGAUAGCUCUUUAUUUGGCUACAGACCUAUUUGAUAUGGAGCAACAUACAAGAACAAUAGAAGACAGAUGAACCUUAAGAUGUUUUUGGUCCAAAUGUGAUUAACAUGAAAUCCAGAUAAAGGAAUAACUAUAAAAAAAAAACAUUUUGGCAUGUACAUCUAUUUCAUUUCUUUCAAGGUUUGAUUGUUCAGUUGCAGUGAAAUCUUUAGAAAAGCAUACACUUCCCCAUUCUUCCAUGACUUAAAGAUGAGGUCUUGUGCUUGCCAAAGUGCCGUGAAUCUGAGUAUACUUCUUAUGGUAAGCUACCAAAGUGCUGGCCUUCAUGCCAUCAGGUAGAGAUCCGAUACGGAAUCUGAACUCAACAAAGGUUUAGUGCUUCUGAGAGAGCUCAGUAAUUCUUUUCACUGUAUUAUGAUUUACAAUAUCUUUACCUUUAUUUCGUUUGUGUUUUCCAAGCAAUUAUUUGACUGCAGUUGAUAUAUGAUGAAUCCACCAAUUCAGGUUGCUCAGGGUUAGAAAGUAAAUGAAUUGGUAAUCUUCAGAGUUUGGGAUACUGAAUUAAUUGACUGCAGUUGAUAUAUGAUGAAUUUACCAAUGCUGGUUGCUAAGGAUUAGAAAGUAAAUGAAUUGGUAACUUUCACAGUUUGGGUUACUGAAUUCAUACUUACUGCUGGCAGUGGAACUCAGCCUCCUAAUCUGCUUGGAAUUUAGCCAUUUCUUUUCCCAGUUGUGGCUCUUUUCUGCGCUUUUGCUGUUACCCGUAAAAUGAGAGCUGUUCCUCU
Molecule: messenger RNA, 1556 nt
Organism: Phoenix dactylifera (date palm)
Lineage: Eukaryota; Viridiplantae; Streptophyta; Magnoliopsida; Arecales; Arecaceae
Source: RefSeq, a predicted model, not a curated record